AUGUCGCCAGCAAGCAGCCCUUCCAAGAACAAGGCAAAGGACAGUGCCCAUCACCACGGCCACGAUACCCACCGCGAGCGCAUCCGCAGCUCCUCCGUCGGUCCUAAUGCCAGUAUGUGGAAGAAGCCCAGCCACCUGUCGCAAAAUCACAAGUCUGCAUCUCAAUCAGCGCGCAAGGCAUAUGGUGGUGAUCCUCAGUCGACUCCCUCUCGAGGCAGCGGGACUGGAAGCUUCAUCAAUUCAAACGCCAAGUUCAUCAUCGAGGAGCCAAGAGGUUUCGCCGACAGUCCCAGUCUUCAGGCGCAGCAGCGGGCGAAGCAGAGAGCUCAGGCGGAGAAGAUUUCGAAGAGGAAAGUUACGGCCGAUAUACCGCCCAUGUCGAGCAGUAGUGAGGUAGCUGCUGGCGCUGGUAAGGAUGCCGACGAGGAGAAGAUGGGCGAGAAAGUGUCGACGGGGUCUGGAGGCUCAGAGGAAAAGACCGUUGAGAAGACUUCCACUCCUUCUGCUACGGUCAAGGAGAAGACAGCUAAACAGACUUCUGAAAAGCAGAAGACAAAGACGCCUAAGGAGAGCAAGCAUGCGCACAAGCAUGACGAUUCUUCCAACGAAGAUGAAAAGUCCUCGACGCCAUCUGCUGAGAUGCAGGAGACGGCUGAGAAGACCUUCGAGAAGUCCUCUGAGAAGAUCAAAACGCCAAAGGACAGCACAGAUUCCCCAAAGCACAACAAGUCCUCCAAAAAGAAGCAUGGCAAGUCACCCAAGAAGAAGUCCUCCGAAGAUCCGACUUCGACCCCAACAGUCACUAACGACGAUAUCUUCCGCAAAUUGGACUUCGGCCGCAAGGAGAAGGAGAAGCACAAACGUGCAGUCAAACAUGAGGGUGGUGAUACUGAGAUGACUGAUGCUCAUCCCGUUCAGCCGAGCGAGGACACCCGGAAGGAUCAUGAGGAGGACUCCACGUCUCGUGAGAAGACGCCGAAGUCGAGCAAGAAGCAUCGCCACCAACAAGAAGGGGCUGGUUCGGAGAGAUCGAAAAAGCAUGACAAGAAGAAGGCCGAACGUGAUGAGAAGAAGAAGUCCAAGCAUGACCAGGAACAAGGUGCCAAGUCCGAGAAGAAGAAGGGAAAGCACGAUCGAGAUGACACCAAGCAUGAUCGACAGGCAGUCACUGCCUCUACAGAAGGAUCGAAGGAGAACCGCAAAUCUCAAAAGGAGGCUCCCAGAGCCCCAGCACAAGAGGAUUCCACGUUGGCUGCAUCUCCAGAGACUGGCCACGAGACACCAUCAAAGAAAGACUUGAAGCAGAAGGCACUCGCAGCUGCGGAGCCCGCAAAAGAGCAAGAAGAUCUAGAAAGUGACGAGAGCAGAGUCUACCUCAAGCAGGAGCCGGGGACUGGUUCCGGAGGCGACAAAAAUGCUACACUCCCGGCCGAGGCUAUGGAUGUGGACGUGGAUUCUGCUGUUGACAGACGGUCAUCGUCAUCCGAGUCCAACAACGCGAGUGAUGCUGAGCACGAAGACGUCACUGCGAAAGACGAAGUCUCCAAGCAGGUAUCCGAAGAUGAAGUCAUACCUGAGUCUGUACAUGGUGGGGAGUCAAGCGCGGAGGAGUCCAGCGAUGCUGCCGCGGCCGCUUCUGAAACCGACGACGACGACUCCGAGGAUGCAAAGCCGAUCAAAAAGCGCAAGGACAAGCUUCGCGGUAACAGAGCCCGCCAGCUAUCAAAGAGCCAAGUCCAAUCGGAUGAUGAUAGUGAUGGAGGGAGCUCCGUUCGCAGCAAUACCUCCUUCCACUCCGCAGUGUCCAGAAGCUCUCCUGUUCGUGAUUUGUCCGCGACCGUUGAGGCUGAGGAGCAGGCUGGUGUGGCUUCAGCAUCUGACACCGACGGCGACGCUGACACUGAAUCGGGCUCCGAGUCCGGUUCCGAGUCAGACGAUGGCGACAAUUCCGAUGAAGAUAACGAGUCAGACAGCAAGAGUGAGGCGGAUGAGGUGAGCGAGGGUUCGAGCCAGAGUGACGAAGAAGAGGAAGACUCUGAGAUCGAAGACCCGGAACAAUUCGUUGCUCGACUGGCCGCUGAGGAUGAAGCUGAGAAGCGACAAGGCCUUGAGGCCAGCAAGAAGCGCAAGCGGACAGACUCCGACGACGAGACCACAGUCGAGAAAUCGACGGUCGCCAGUCGUAACCCAACGCCUAAGCUGACCGAGAUUCCGACCGUCAAGCUGGCCAUUGACUCGGCACGUGAUGUGUUGGCGAAAUAUCGGGCCGGCGUUAGCAGCGGACUGGAUAGCACUACUGCCAAGGCCAAUGCUCGUCGUAAGAGCACCAGUACGACCACAGACAAGCCCGCCGACAAGACCACCAAGGCGAAGACUAAGACCAGUAUCCCCACAAAAGUCAUGCGCGCGGCCAAAGUCUUGGAGAGCAAACUUCCCUACGCCAUCACCGACCUCACAGCAUCCGAAACGGCUGACUCAAAGAGCAAGAGUAAGAGCAAAGACAAGGUCGAUGACCCCGACACCAUCUACCUUACAACUCUACUCAAACAGGCUGAGCUCUGCAUCUUCCGCCUGUCUGCCGAAAAGAUCGCAGCCAACGGCGGCUUUUCUAAGGAUUCCUCAAAGGAGUUGACGAGGAUUGCACAUGACCGUGAGGAUGAAAUCUUGCGCUUACAGAAGGAGUUGAGGGAAGUGAAGGAGAAAUUUGCAAAGCUUGAGAAGAAGAACAAGAAGAGCAAGAAGGACUGA
Molecule: messenger RNA, 2748 nt
Organism: Cyphellophora attinorum
Lineage: Eukaryota; Fungi; Ascomycota; Eurotiomycetes; Chaetothyriales; Cyphellophoraceae
Exons: 2
Coding region: 1-2748 (915 amino acids)
Source: RefSeq, a predicted model, not a curated record